Pygocentrus nattereri (red-bellied piranha) is the source of this 6278-nucleotide messenger RNA. It is a transcript of the gene lmln, whose product is annotated as leishmanolysin-like (metallopeptidase M8 family). Gene Ontology annotation, biological process: cell adhesion; proteolysis. The record is from RefSeq and is a predicted model, not a curated record. The coding region runs from base 128 to 2191 and encodes 687 amino acids. Gene Ontology annotation, cellular component: membrane; cytoplasm. Gene Ontology annotation, molecular function: metalloendopeptidase activity. The transcript has 17 exons. NCBI's taxonomy places the organism in Eukaryota, Metazoa, Chordata, Actinopteri, Characiformes, Serrasalmidae.
UGCUGCUGUGUUCAUGUUGGGUCCGGUGAAUCUGGCUGAUCUGUGAGAGCUGGCAGCUGCGAAUGGGUAGCAGGUUAAAGUCGAGGCGGGUGUGUGUUGAAUCUCCGCCACACCGUUUGCGGUAUGAAUGUUAAAACCGGAGGUUUUCCGCGGGCACCGAAGGGAAAUCUGCUCUGGUCGCGGGGAGUUUGGCAGCUGCGCUUCAGUGAUGGCGAGAGGCUUAAGCGGCUGCUGCAGGCUCCCUGGGUCACUUAGCCUCGCUCUCUUCUCCGUCCUGCUCGCCUGCGCUCUCUGUCACAACUGUAACCACAAAGUGCCCUUGCCAACAGAGGUGAUACAUGAUGUAUAUCUGAAACCUGGGAGACUGACUAAAAGAAGCACCGAGCAGCAGUUAAAGAUUCAGAUAUUUUACGACUCCAGUUUGGAUGUGCUCGAUGAGGACAAAAGCAACCUUGUGAAGGACAAACUCUUCCCACAAGCCGUCGAUUAUCUUCAGAGGGCCUUCAGAGUGCGCAGACAGACAGGCCCUGUAUUACUAAGCAGGCAAUGCUCAACAAAUCAGUAUCUGAGAAAACAAGAUGACCCUCAUCGCUUUUGCCAAGGAGCUUGUGCUAAUGUCACGAGAUGUGGACCAGUGAUUGUGCCUAAGGAACAUUUGCAGCAAUGUAGAGCGUGCAGCGAGACUGGGAAGUCGUGUGGUCCAAUAGGACCCCUGGACGGUGAGGGUGUUGACGGGGCGGAUUUUGUGUUGUACGUGAGUGGGGUGACCACUGAGCGCUGUGGGCAAGAGAACAUUGUGGCCUAUGCAGCAUACUGCCAGCUGGAGGCAGAACUAGACAGGCCUAUUGCUGGAUAUGCCAAUUUGUGUCCAAAUAUGAUUUCAACCCAACCUCAGGAGUUCGAAGGCAUGCUGUCCACUGUUAAACAUGAGAUCAUACAUGCUUUGGGUUUUUCAGCUGGACUGUUUGCCUUUUACCGUGAUGAUGAUGGGAAACCACUGACGCCACGCCCUGCAUAUGGCUUACCAGCAUUCAAUGAAAGUUUGGGUCUCUAUCAAUGGAGUGACAAAGUUAUAAGGAGAGCGACCCGAUUGUGGGAUAUCCGUGGUGGUCACAUGGUGCGACAUGAGGUCCAUCUUAUGGUCACCCCACGCGUUGUAGAGGAAGCACGGCAACAUUUUGGAUGCCCUAUUCUAGAGGGCAUGGAGCUGGAAAACCAAGGAGGCAUGGGCACAGAGCUGAAUCAUUGGGAAAAACGCUUAUUAGAGAAUGAAGCUAUGACUGGAUCUCACACACAGAACAGAGUGUUCUCCAGGAUUACCCUUGCUUUAAUGGAAGAUACGGGGUGGUAUAGAGCAAACUACAGCAUGGCAGAGAAUCUGGAAUGGGGCAAAGGUUUAGGAUGUGACUUUGUGAUGAAAAGCUGCAAAUUCUGGAUCGACCAGCAGCGCCAUACGAGACCCACACUGACGCCAUACUGUGACUCUGUGCGUGGCAUUCCACUGCAGCUUUCCUGCAGGCAGGACCAGCUGGCAGUGGCAGUCUGCAACCUGCAGAAAUAUCCUCUGCCUCUGCCACGGGAGUAUCAGUAUUUUGACAAAAUCCCUGGUGUGCCUGAAGGAGAUUUGUCCUUAUAUGGAGGUGCAGUGGAGAUUGCAGACUUCUGCCCUUUUAGUCAGGAGUUCAGCUGGCACCUGAGUGGAGAGUACCAGCGCAGCUCCUACUGCAGAAUACAGGAAAACCAGCCAGACUCAUGGCGGAACUAUGCUGCUGAAGAGUAUGGCCCAAACUCUGUUUGUCUGUACCAGAAAUCAGCCUUCAUCAUGGAGCAGUGCAAUAAACGCAUGACCUACCCAGACUGGGGAAGUGGCUGCUAUAAGACGUCAUGCUCAGCACUGGGUUUGCUGGUGUGGGUUCAGGAUCAAAGUUUUUUGUGUGUGCAUGCCGGGCAGCUGCUCAGUGUGAAUGUGAGGAUAAAUGAGUGGGUGUACAGUGGCCAGCUGCUCUGCCCCACCUGCUCACAUUUCUGUAGCCACUGCCCUCUGCCUCACGAGCUCCCACCAGUCAACACUACUCGCAGCGUCCGCAUAGACCCGUGCUCCAGCUCUUCUGGCUUGGUGGUGACGUUAUGGCGGCUCCUGUUUAACCUCGUUCCGUUGCUGGCAGGCUUCAUCCUCUGUGUGAGAAACUGAAAGUGGUCACGUGAAUGAUGUCAGUGAGGGGAGGACAUGGGCAUUUCACUGCCACAGGCUUCCCUUUGAGAUUCUUACAUUAGCAGGGGAAGCAGUGCUCAGUGUAGUAGACAAGACUGAUGCACAAGCUUCCUUUUAGACAUGAAGGCCUUUGUGAAAGUUGUUGUUGAUGGAAGGAAAAAGCCAUUGACUGCACUCCGCUCUGUGUAGAUAUCAAGUGCCAGUCAGCUAUAGUUGAGACAAGAAGCCAUAGCCGUGCAAGAUGGCGUGCAGCAGGUGACCUUGAAAUGCUGGUGCUAAUUUCUGUUGUGUUUCUAUCUCCGGUGGACAUGUAGCGAUUUUCUAGCAUUCCUGAAAGUUUUUUUUUUUCUUCUCCUAAAACAGUAAUGCUUGUUUCACAAAUAGUACUUCUGGUUGGCAUGAGCAGCACGGAAUGUCUUGCUUUUCAUUUCAUCGCUCAUGUUAACAGGUCAGAGGUUUCACACAAGGCCAUGCAGUGAGGCAGAGCUUUCCAGGUGUAGCACUGAAGUGACAUGGUAUUUACACUCCAAAGUCUAAAAAUCAAGUCGAUAUGUCUAAUAUUUCUCAUGUUAAGAUUUUUGUAUGCUCAUUGUAAGAUCAUUUUAUUUAAUGUAGAUUUUUUUUUUUACUUGUUAUGAGUAAUUUUACUCAAGUAAGUAAUUAAUUAAGAUUGCAUCACUAUAUCAGCAGAUAAUUCUGCUUGUUUUACAACAAUACUUUAAACAAGCAAAAUUAUCUGCCAGCAUAGUGAAAUAAUAUCAGACGUAUCGAGUUCAUUUAAGAUUUCGCUUUGCAUUUUUUUCCACAUGUUGCCGUGUUGCUCAUGUUAUGCAGAGGUAGUAUAUUUGAGAAAGAGAACAUUGCUUUAAUAGUUGUAGCUCCGUGAAUGUGACGUGUGUGUGUGUGUGUGUGUGUGUGUGUGUGUGUGAGAAGCUGCUCAGACAAAUCUGGGAGAACCUUUUAAACGAGAGGAAAUUUGAGCUCUGAGUUUAGUGGUGGUGUUUGAUGUUGAUAGGUGGAAAUUUGAAUGUUGCUGUUUUGUUUAUAAUCAGCAUGUACUGUAUCAAAAUGUAUUUAAAUUUAAUAUUAUUAACUGCUUUAUUUUGAAAAGCGGAAGCUAAAAUAACCCAUAGGCUCACUUAUCAAUUUCUCAAAUAUGUUCAUGAUCAAAUUUGAUUUACUGAUAUUUUCUUAACAGUAAAUUGCUCAAAUAAGUGACAGAUUAAGCAGAGACAGUCUAAUAUAAUACACUUAACUAAUAUGCUAAUUUAAAAACCCAGAGAUGUGAUACUGUAGUUUUGUGGUUUAAUAAUGUAGAUUUAUCUUCAGUGGCAAUCAGGAAAUCAGCCUCCCUUGUGGGUGUGUAUUUUAUCCUUGCAAAGAUAUUUUUUUUCGUUUAUUUGCCUUGAAUUAGCUGGGAUUUGCCCUUUUAGAGUCACUUUCACUAAAGAAGUUUCAUUGUUUUGAAGGAAUAACGCAAGACAUGGACCAGAUCCAAGCAAAAGGCUAGUGGCCACAGUAUUGCAUUUUUGUUACUUUUCAUUUAAUGAUUGAUAAUAUUAUCAGAGGCUAGUGGCAAACAUGUUUUGCUCAUAAAUUUUAAUGUGUCCUGCUUUAUAGUCGUAGUUGGUCUGGAUUUGUUGAAUGAUUACAUGAUUACAGAUAUAUAUAUAUAUAUAUAUAUAUAUAUAUAUAAAAAAACUGGAAAGGCAGCCAUGCAGGCUCAGACAUUUACCCAUGUGAAAUUUAUAGUUUGUAUUAUAAACAGCUCUGGAAGUAGAUGCUUUAAAAUGUACGUUUUUCUCAUCAUCUUUUUGGUUAUUACCCAGCUGUUGAUUGCUUGAUUGACUGCCAGAUUCCCAUUAACUUUGGGUGAAGACAAACACUGUGCAGAAGCAUCUUGACAUUUUCUUGAAAUUUUGGAUCAUGUUUCCAAAUAGCUAAAAGUCUUUACUGUUUUAUUACUACAGGACUAGAUAUCUCGGCUAGAGAUUAGCAUGUUUGUGCUGGGAGCAGAAUAUGGAGGAGUUAGCAUUUGGUUCUAAACUUCCUUUGUACACUUAAUAUGAUGUUUUGGGUCCAAAGGUUUCAGUCUACUUUUCCCAGUUUUUCUACAGUUUUAACAUGUGAAGUUGUCCACCUUAAUUCAGUUCAUUUCUUUAAUGUGGUUGUGUUAUGUUUUAUUUAUUUAUUUAUUUUUAAUUUUUCACUUAAGCAUUUUCAUUUUAGGCAUAGGAGGGUUGGUUAAACUUUGGGUUACACUAACAGCAGAACACUGGAAACUUGUAUCAAACAUGGCAGCUUGAAACUAUUGACCAAUGUUAAUGCUUAAUGUUAAGGGCAUUUUAGUUCUACACAAGAUGUUGUACAUACAAACUGUAACUUUUACCCCUGUCAUUGGUAGCUUAUGUUGGCUGAGCUCUUUCUGACUAUUGAAGGUUGAUUUGGAUGCAUGUGUUCUUUUUAGUAUUUGACGGUGAGUCUCAAAUUGUAGUGCAACAACACUAGCUUUUUUAAUGAACAAAAGAAGUAAUGCAGUUAUACUCUGAGGGUUUAUACCUGCUUUUUACAUCAGUGCAGUACAGUGUUUUAAUGUGCAAUUUCUGCACUGAAAUGUAGACUGAAAUGAGCCUUAUAGUCCCAGAGGUCCAUUCCUACUGAAGUCAGGGACAGGAGUUUCUAAUGCACCAGAAUGCCUACCUUCCCAUAGUUUAUUUAUACUGCUGAAGGAUGGUGUCUACAUAGUUGUUUAUGUGCAUAUAUCAUCUCUCUGUUGGACUGAAAGAUUUUCCAUUUCAGUCAAAGGUUUAUGAUGGAAGGUCAUUCCCACCAAGUAGAGGAGACACAAAAAAUUAUUAUUAUUAUUAUUAUUUAUUUAUUUAUUUUUUAUUCCUCUCCUUCUCUGCUUCUGGCAAUUUUGACUUUUGACAAAAUAAUGACUUAUUUUCUCAUAAUUAUUUACAUACUAUUUCCAAAAAAAUACUUAUUCAGUUUAGAAAGUUAAAAUUUCAAGAAUAUAACUUGUUGUUUUGACAUGGUAAGUCAAAAUUAUAAGAAAAUAAGACAUUAUUUUGAUGUGAUAAGUCAACAUUUCCCCUCAACUACGUGUUGGGAAUGGGCUUUCAAAGUUUCAAGACUGUUGUGAAUAUGAUGCUAAAAGCUGCAGAUAUUACAGUAGCUUACUUCAUUUUUUAGGUGUUUGACUUUCAUCUGUAUUGUUUACAUUAAUGGUAAAUGUAUUUAUUGUGAUGACUAAUGGCCAUUUUCCCUCUUAAUUCUACUGUUUUUGCGCCAUGUUGCCAUUAUUGUACUUGGUUUGGUUUUCUCGCUUUCCUUUGUGAUGUGUGAAUGGAGCGGAAUUGUUUUCCUUUAGCAGUGACAUUACUGAGAUUAUCUUAACACACUGAAACCUCACAGCAUACUUUGUAGGUAUUUCACCCGUGGUUUAUGUGAAAGAUGAUAGUACACAUUUGUUCUUGUUUUACCAUUUUAAUAAUGUGUUUUUUUGUGACAUAUAUAUCUCAGGGUAGAACACAUUCUGCAUUGACAUAUCUGCCCCCUUUGUUAACUUAAAUGUGGUCUCACACACAGAUUGAGCAUAGGUUUGUACUAAAUGAUCCCCUCAUUUAGAAUUUACCACUGAUAAUAUUUUUAUCUAUGGAAUAAUGUGUCUCAACUAUUUUCUUUUUUUUAUGAUUUACAAAUCAUAUUUUCCAGUCAUAUGCACUAACUGCAGUUCAUUUCAUUUUACAGUAGUCAGGAUGGGAAAAAAUGAACAAAUGAAUACUGAACAUUGUAUGCCAAAUUGAGAGCAGAUUUCUUUGAUGAAUGAACGGGAAAAAAACUACAUGUAUCAUAGACCAAAGACAACUCUAUGCAUAACUCUUGAGGAUUCUCCCUCAGAAAACCAUCUUCCAUUUUAUCAUUCAGUUCCUCCCUACUUCAUUUUAUGUCUAACCACCUUUCGUGUCAUUUGUGUAGGAUUGUCUUUGUGUAUUGGUUUCACAUCCGUGUACAUUGAACAUGUAUUUUGAUGGCAACAAUUAAACAUAAACCUCAUUGUGGA